GUGAACUAACAUUCACUCUUUUUGAAAGGUACAGUUUGAAAAAGAUGGUGACCCCAUACUUCAGGAAAAAAGUAGGCUUGCUGCUAACUCUGGGCUGUUGUUUGGCAGAGAUCACCACCAGAGACAGCCGCCCAACAAAGCCUGACACAGAGUGGGUUAAUCUGUGGUACAUCUGGUUAGUUGUAGCUGUUGUACUGAUUCUCCUAAUCUUCAUUAUUGUGUUUUGUUGUGUCCGCCGCUGUCUACGGGCAGAGAACCAGGCUCAGGCACAGGGGAGUUCAUCUUGUGAGGUUACUGUCAUUGCUUUUGAACAAGAUACCACUAUCCAAUCAACAAUCACAUCUCUACAAUCUGUAUUUGGCCAGGCUGCAGCACGAAGAAUUUUUGCAGUGGCCCAUUCCCACAAUCCUUUACAGUUAAGACCACCUUUCUCUCCUGUUUCACACCCACUUGGCGAGACUGUCACCACAUGCACCCAGAGCCAGUCAUCUGUCAAACAAAUUUACCUACAGAGGAAUACCAACCAUAGAAUUGAGGUGUCAGUGCCACCCUACAUUGACAAUACCUCCACGUAUGUUAAGAGAUCGCCCACGCUAAGUGAAACACCAACCACAUCUUCUCUGCUGCCAGCAAGCAGUGUGGUAGAAUCUGCAUCUGUUCCUAGUGGUGUUCUCUCCUUUCCCAGACCUACUGCUGACCUUCCCUCUUAUUUAGAAGCCAUGCCACGCUUUUCUGUCUUUCCAGCUGCUACUGGGGAGCUAUGUGACAGAGAUCAGACUGAAAAUGGAGUGAAGUCACAACCAAUUUCUGUGCAUGAAGACAGCCUCAAAAAUUCUGCUCCUUUAUCUGAAACCCCACCAUGUUAUGAAGAUGCCCUAAAAAUGGAAACCACCGUAGAUGUCAUGAUAAGAAGGUUGCCUCUUUCUACACAAGUCUCAAACCUUCCUCCUGUGUUGGAGACGUCAGAGACAGAAGCACAAGCAGUGUUGCACUGAACCAUGUUGCAACAAUCUAUUUUAUUUUGUUAUACUUGCAUUCUGACUUGUUUGCUGUCCCAGAAGGUGAAUUACUCCAGUGUUAAGUAGUAGGGAUACUCCUUUCUUUCUUUUCUUCGGAUGAAACACCACUAUAUUCUUGUUUUUGUACUGUCUUUAACCUUCACAGCUCACUUUUUGUAAGAUUGGAGACUUUCAAGUUUUUGGGCACACAAAAUGUUCGGGUCCUGUUCUAAUGUGUUAGCAU
Messenger RNA from Erpetoichthys calabaricus (reedfish), 1242 nucleotides. RefSeq lists its product as uncharacterized. Bases 45 to 995 code for a protein of 316 amino acids. Lineage: Eukaryota; Metazoa; Chordata; Cladistia; Polypteriformes; Polypteridae. The record is from RefSeq and is a predicted model, not a curated record. The transcript has 5 exons.